Molecule: messenger RNA, 1586 nt
Organism: Halichondria panicea
Lineage: Eukaryota; Metazoa; Porifera; Demospongiae; Suberitida; Halichondriidae
Product: glycosaminoglycan xylosylkinase-like
Exons: 7
Coding region: 112-1518 (468 amino acids)
Biological process (GO): protein phosphorylation
Cellular component (GO): Golgi apparatus
Molecular function (GO): phosphotransferase activity, alcohol group as acceptor
Source: RefSeq, a predicted model, not a curated record
CUUGAUUAGAUUACAAAUGAGGCGAUCCUUUACCUAUUCUCUCUUUUAUGGAGAAUCAAGUUGAAGUGGGAAACUGUAGAGAAUGUAUGGAUAGACAAGCUAGCUCGAGAGAUGAAGCUGAAGCAAAGAGUAAUAAUGAUGUCCUCUCUGUUCCUGACAAUGGCGACACUGUUCUUGAUUGGUAUCCAACUCACAUGGACACUGACUGACCCACAGUCACAACACCCGAAUCAAGAGAAAAGUAAUGAAUCGAUAGAGAAGAAACUCAGCCCAGCAGUGCCAAGCUCAAAUCAACCUCCAUCAGAUGCUAUAAAUAGAUUCCGAGAACGAUUUAAUAAUCACAAGAGACCACCACCACCAUUACCUGUGCCUCGUGAUGAACUCAUGAAAGACAUUCUACAGAAACGGUUUGGGAAAUUCCCUCACAUAGGGAAACCCCCUUCAUUAGAUCUUACAACAGUUCCGUUUGUUAAAAUCAACCCAUGGAGUGUGUGGGAGAGAUGGGUGACUCAAGAUCAUUUUUAUCCCGAAGGAGCGUUUUAUUCAUCGGAGAUGAAUCAGAUUUUGGAAACCCUAGCAACGUCACAGGUCACUGAGUUGGGCCUCGGAUACAAGGGCACACAACUGAAGGCCACGAUGAUGCUGGGAGGACAGAAAACUGUAUUUAAGCCAAAGAGAUAUAGCAGAGAUGAGGUGAUUGAAGGAAAUCCAUACGCUGGCUUUGAUAGACACAACGGAGAGAUAGCUGGAUUCCAUCUGGAUGGUAUUCUUGGGUUCCGACUGGCUCCCCCAGUGGUGGGUCGGAAGAUAAAUCUAACAGCGCUAGGACCAAUCAUCACUGAGAAGCUUAAGGCCACAUUCUUGAAGAGAGGCAAUAACAUUUGUUUCUAUGGUAAGUGCUACUAUUGCAAGCCAGCUGAGGCAGCCUGUGCUGAUGGAGAGGUCAUGGAGGGGUCGGUCACUCUCUGGCUACCUUCCUGGUAUAAGCUCAAGACACGCAGACAUCCCUAUCAGAGAACUUACAGGGCUGAAACAUCUGCCAGGUGGGAGAAGGACAGCAGCUAUUGCAAGACAACUGUCCUGGACCAGUCCUCUGAAUUCUACUCUGGUGUACUGGAGUAUACUGACACAGCUGUCUAUGAUUUUCUAAUGGGUAAUGCAGACAGACAUCACUAUGAGGUGUACUCACUCGCCAAACCGCAUGGAAAACUGAUCCACAUUGAUAAUGGAAAGACGUUUGGUAACCCUCACCAUGACGAGGUGUCCAUCCUCGCCCCACUCACACAGUGCUGCAGGUUUCGCUCUUCAACUUGGGACAAGCUCCAAUCAAUAGAAAGCUCUCCUGACAAACUGUCUGAGAUCCUCGAUAAAAGUUUGCAAAGGGAUCCACUCUAUCCCAUCCUCUCUCAAGACCACCUAGCAGCCAUCGACAGACGAUUAGAAAUAAUAAUGACAGCUAUAAGACAUUGUAUAGACACUGAGGGUAGAAAAGACACUAUCGUAGAUAGUUGGGGGUGAUUUUAUUUUUGGCUUUGUGUGUUUUGUGUUUGUGUGUGUUGUGACAAAAUGAGUGUGUGAAUUAUAAA